Messenger RNA from Chara braunii, 2289 nucleotides. The record is from the annotation of a GenBank genome assembly. Lineage: Eukaryota; Viridiplantae; Streptophyta; Charophyceae; Charales; Characeae.
CCUUGAGAAAAAAAUGGAACGACUUUUUUCGGACCGAGCCGCAGAGCGAGGACAGGCAUACGAGGAACUUGACCAUCGAUCAAAUGCGGCAUUCAAUUCGGCAGAGAUUCUUUACCCUAGAUGAUGGGUUCUUCGAUAUAGAUGCGGAGAGGACGGGAGCCAGCAUCCACAUUCCAGAACAAGCCAGGGCCAGAGCAUCAGCCGCUUACAUACAGGCGUACAACGCGGCAAACCGGCUAUUGCGCCAGCAAUUGCCUGAUAAUCUUCCCCCCCCAUUUACUUUUCCAUGGUAUAUCGCGGGAGAGGUGCUAUGCCAGAUGAAGGUUGAAAAGGGAAAAGUAUUGCCUGUAUCACACGCGGCUAUUCACUCAGUGCGUUCUGUGCUCGUGGGCUCCCGAGUCCAGGACGCAGGCAGCGAUGAUGAUGACGACGGCUAUGACGAUUCUGAAGAUGAUGAUGUUUUUCCAGAUGGCAUUUGCGGUCUUCGAUGAGGGUUUUGAAAAUAAUAAUUGGAACGACCUGCGGUCUGUGAACGACUGUUUUGCUUUCGUUGCGGUUGUUGAGUUCAAGACCCAUAAUUAUGGGUGGUUCAAUCUUGUGUCCCCCUCUUCAACUCUGCUUGGGGAUCAGACCGAACGGGCCGCAAUGGGACCAGAGAAGCUUCACAUAUCAAGUCCGUUGGCGUAACCUUAAUGGAGUGUGCGUGCUGACGCAGGCUGCCUCGUCUCCGAAACUAGAGACUAGAGGAGGAGUUUGAAAAGAGAGAGAGAGAGAGAGAGAGAGAGAGAGAGAGAGAGAGAGAGAGAGAGAGAACAUCAUGCUGGAGAUGAUCCACGAAGAGCAGUCAUGCUGGUCAGCCUGGUAGAUGCUGACAGCUGCUUGCAUGACGACAGUUGCCCUGAGCUCUGAGGUUUGUCAAUGCGGUCCCACGAAUUUGUCUAACAUAAUGUUUGCGACCGUGACCGGUCUGCGACUGACUGUUCCCCCGAUAUGGUUGCUGAGUUCAAGACGCAUACUGGUGGUUCACCGUAUGCACCCUUUGCACUGGGACUAGCUCACGCAUGCUCGCAUUCAGGCAAGCUACGCAGGGUGAAUCGGUCCCUAUGGAAACCCUGAAAGGCGGCGCCGAUGGGUACUAGAAAGUGACGAGAUUAUGUCCCCUUUGCACCGGGACUAGCUCACGCAUGCUCGCGUUCAGUCAAUCUACGCAGAGUGAAUCGGUUCCUAAGGAAACCCCGAAAGGCGGCGCCGAUGGAUACUAGAAAGUGACAAAAUUUGAAUCAAGCUCACGCAUGCUUGCGUUCAGUCAGUCUACGCAGAGUGAAUCGGUCCCUAAGGAAACUCCGAAAGGCGGCGUCGAUGGGCACUAGAAAGUGACGAAAUUUGAAUUAAGCUCACGCAUGCUCAUGUGCAUUCAAUCUACGCAGAGUGAAUCGGUCCCUAGGGAAACCCUGAAAGGCGGCGCCGCGAUGGAUACUAGAAAGUGUCGAAGUUUGAAUUAAGCUAGCGCUACUGAUUGGAUGAUUGGGCAGGCCCUCCAUUUCUGGGAAAUGACUUCGAGAAUCAAUUCUACAUUGAUUGAACUGUACCCCAAACUGACACAGGUGAACAAGUAGAGAGAAAGUAUACUAAGGCGCGUGAGAUAAGUUGAUAACCAUCUUUUGCUCACUAAGGGGGGGUCUCAGGAGUAGGUAAACACGCAUAGAAGAAGUUGUGGACUGGCGUUGACGAGCUCUGGUGCAAGGCUCUAUAUUUUUUAGAGCAAGGGGGGGUCUCAGGAGUAGGUAAACAAAAUCGUAUAUGAAAACGACUUCUGGCAUCGUCAAAAGGGACAGGAGUCAAAACUUCUCUGAUUUCUGCCGACUUACUGAAGUGCCCUCCGAACCUAUGUGCGAAAUACGUAGUUGCCCAUCACACUGCUCACUAACUCUACUUGCUUUGAGUUCUCUUAGAACAUUAGAUUGGACUCUUGAGUCUUGAUACCGAUUGUCGUUCUCAAACAGGGUGUUGGUUCAGCACGCUGCAGUGGGUAUAUAUAUUGUAGCAUGUAUGCAGUACUUCUCCCGGCAGCGUGCCACACGCGAUUUUACCCCAGCUAGUCAUGGGAGGGUGGUGUUUCUUCUGGCCCUAAAUGGCUCGCACCUUUUCUCAGGAGGACAAAUUUGUGCAUAGGUGCCCAGCAGCAGCAGGGCUGAAGAGGCCCCUCUUGUCAAACCCUCUUGUGUGCAUCCUUUCUUCACCUGCUCAGUCGAUCCCCUGGUUUCAGGGUAAUCAAUGCUGGCAGGAUGU